AUGCAAAACAGUUUCAUCAAACUGAUAAAACAGAGGGUGAAAAUGUCGACUUUUAAAUAUGAACCACCGGUCAAUCGUGAAAUGAGAACUUUAGAGAAAUCAUUCUUCAUUCAAAAGAUUCCAUUAUGUGUUGUGAGGUUUCCAGAUCCAAAGAAUAUAAGCGUGUUCUCUAAACAAUUUAAGCAGUACAUUCUUAGAGUCCCUCGUAUUCCUCAUGUUAUAAAGCUACGUCAGUUACAAGACGUUGAUCCUUCAUCCGAGUCUAAAACACUGGCAUGCGAUAAUGGCAUCGUUGAGAAAGGUGUUCUUUUAACAGAUUCUUUAAAUCAUGUUGAUGAAAUAAACGAAAGAUUGUCCCCAGAGGCCUUAAUAUUUUUGAAGGAGACAAACGCAGAUGUUUUACCUUAUGAAUAUGUCUUAGACUACGAUUUCUGGAAAGCAGAGGAAAUAUUGAGAGCAGUGCUACCUAAGGAGUAUUUAGACGAAAUUCCAACUGGUUUUACCAUUACUGGUCACAUAGCGCAUUUAAAUCUCAGAAAUGAGUUCAAACCCUACGAUUCACUGAUUGGUCAGGUAAUUUUGGAUAAAAAUAAUAAGAUCGAAACGGUGGUUGAUAAAGUGAGUUCAAUUGCUACAAAAUUUAGAACUUUUCCAAUGAAAAUAAUUGCUGGUAAAAACGAUUUGAUUGUAGAACAGAAAGAGUCUAACUGUACUUUCAAGUUUGAUUUCAGUAAAGUUUAUUGGAACUCUAGAUUACAUACAGAACAUGAUAGAUUAGUGACCAAAUAUUUCAAAACUGGUGAAGUGGUGUGUGAUGUCUUCGCAGGUGUCGGCCCAUUUGCAGUUCCUGCUGGUAAGAAAGAAGUCAUUGUCCUCGCUAACGAUUUAAAUCCAGAAAGCUUUAAGUAUUUACAAGAAAACAUCGAUAACAAUAAAGUUGGAGAGUUAGUCAAGCCUUUCAAUUUAGAUGGCGGUCAAUUUAUAAGGAAAUCCGUUGAUCUAUUAAAAGAAUUGAUUGAAUCUCACGAGAAUGGCCAAAUCAAACUGGCUAUUAAGAAGCAAAGAAAGAGACACAAGAAGAACAAUGAUUCAGAGAUUAAAACUGCAGUUGCGCCGCAACCACAGUUUAAGAUAAUACCGAUUCCAAGGGAAAUAAGUCAUUUUGUAAUGAACUUACCGGAUAGCGCGAUUGAGUUUCUAGGGAAUUUUGUUGGACUAUAUUCUCAGGAGCCACAGGAAAGAGACGACAGGAAAAUGCCAUGGAUUCAUGUACACUGUUUUGAAAAAUAUGGUAACGACGAAGAACCAAGCAAUGAGGAACUACACUCUAGAGUGCACAGGAGGAUAUUGGAGUCAAUGCAAACAACAGAAGACAUACUGCCUCUGAAAAACCUAUUAUUCCAUUUGGUGCGUAAAGUGUCUCCAACAAAGCCCAUGUACUGUAUCAGUUUCCAAUUGCCAAAGAAAUUAGCAUACUCCGAGAGAGUUUGA
Molecule: messenger RNA, 1491 nt
Organism: Kazachstania africana CBS 2517
Lineage: Eukaryota; Fungi; Ascomycota; Saccharomycetes; Saccharomycetales; Saccharomycetaceae
Gene: TRM5
Product: tRNA (guanine) methyltransferase
Exons: 1
Coding region: 1-1491 (496 amino acids)
Biological process (GO): mitochondrial tRNA methylation; tRNA N1-guanine methylation
Cellular component (GO): mitochondrial matrix; cytoplasm
Source: RefSeq, a predicted model, not a curated record